Messenger RNA from Saccharomyces kudriavzevii IFO 1802, 1278 nucleotides. RefSeq names its product putative phosphatidylinositol-3,4,5-trisphosphate 3-phosphatase (gene TEP1). Lineage: Eukaryota; Fungi; Ascomycota; Saccharomycetes; Saccharomycetales; Saccharomycetaceae. Gene Ontology annotation, cellular component: plasma membrane; cell projection; nucleus. Gene Ontology annotation, molecular function: protein tyrosine/serine/threonine phosphatase activity; phosphatidylinositol-3,4,5-trisphosphate 3-phosphatase activity; protein tyrosine phosphatase activity. The record is from RefSeq and is a predicted model, not a curated record. The transcript has a single exon. Gene Ontology annotation, biological process: cell motility; phosphatidylinositol 3-kinase/protein kinase B signal transduction; negative regulation of cell population proliferation. Bases 1 to 1278 code for a protein of 425 amino acids.
AUGGAAGAAAGCCUUUUUAAAUGGAGGCCAUCUAAUCUGAUAAAGAAAGUAUUGUCUUUACCAAUGAAGAAAACUAAAAAUGACAUUGGCUUGAAAUUGGAUGUCUCUUAUAUUUUAUCCAAUCUAAUAGUCUGCUCAUACCCGGUAAGCACUUAUCCAAAACUACUUUAUAGGAAUAGUCUGAAUGACCUGAUGUUAUUCUUGACAGUAUACCAUGGGAAAGGAAAUUUUAGAAUUUUUAAUUUCAGAGCCGAGAAGGAGGACAGUGACUAUAAAAAUAAAGACUUAGUCGACAUUGUUGCUAGAUAUGAUAGCAGAGAUUUAGAAAUCCAAGAAUUACGUUCGGCACUUGUUAAUGAUGGCAAGAUACCGAUAUCGCCCAUUGACCUCGAAACAAGGACUUUGGUGGAAGAAGACACCAGUAACGUAAUUUGUGAGAGGAUUGGUUGGUUAGAUCAUUUUCCACCCCCAUUUGAAUUAUUAGAAGAUAUUGUGGAUAUCAUACAGAACUACCUAUCCGCUUCGAAAAAUAGAGUGGCUGUUUUACAUUGUCGAAUGGGGAAAGGCCGAUCAGGUAUGGUCGCCAUUGCAUAUCUCAUGAAAUACUUACAAUGUCCCCUCGGAGAGGCAAGAUUAAUAUUCAUGCAGGCUAGAUUCAAAUAUGGUAUGACAAAUGGUGUCACCAUACCCUCCCAAGUAAGGUACUUGAGGUACCACGAGUUUUUCAUCACACACGAGAAAGCUGUCCAGGAAGGCAUUUGCAAUGAAGCGAUUAACUUCAAAUUCAAGUUUAGACUUGCUAAGAUUUCGUUUCUUCAACCGUCAAGCUUAAUUUCAUCUGGGUCUGCUAUUGUAACUACUAAUAUUCAGCAUUACAACGAUGAUAGAGACAUUCUAAUAACCCGAAAAGUAUUAUAUUCAGACAUGAUGGCACGUGAAUGUUGCGGCAAUAUGACUUUCGUUUUUGAUAAAGACUAUCUGACCCUUGAAAAUGAUUUUCGCAUAGAAUUUACUUUGGGUACCAACAAGUCAAAAGCGGCCAGUAGCAUCAUAUCUUGGGCAUCGUACGCAAGUUGUUGGUUAAAUGCUUACCUUGAAACAUUGAUGCACGUAAUUAAGGACGACUCAUCGCCAGACUAUUUCUUAGUGAACAGAUUAAAGAAGGAUGAAACACUUUGUACAAUUAUAAACUGGCAGGAGCUGGAUGGUUUUGGGGAGCUUAGUACUCACGGUUUGAAACUAUUUCAAUCAUUGAAAUUAGAAUGGGAAAUUAUAUGA